ACGAAAAAUAGUAUCUGAUACAGUGAUAAAUAUACAUAAUUUUUCAAACCAAAGUUAAAACUCAAACUGUCAAACGUCAAUAUUUACUAUUUAUCAUUGUAGUCAAACGAAACUUUUAAAAAUAUGUAUAGAGAUAAUGACACAUAAUAGUUUAAGUAAGGCACUGUAUACAACUUUAUUGUGCCGUAUUUAAAGCUUAGAAUUUUAGUAAUUACCAUCCAAGCUAGGAGUAUUGUGGUGUGUUAUUUUCUUGCUGCAUAAAGUAUUCUUUAAUUCCACUACUCCCAGAUUAUAGUAUGCAAAGUGUAUGGAAAGGAAAUUGAGUUUGUCAUCAAAAUUUAAAACAAGCUGUCUUAUGGAUUUCUCUAGUGUUGAAUAUUAUAUCAUUUUGUGUGUCUUGAUUGUUCCAGUCUAUUAUUUUUUUCAACUUUGGGCAUGGCUAGGAUGGGAAUUGUUUAAGAAUAAUUAACCAUCAAAAAUAAAAUAAAAAAAUAAUCAAACACAAUGUCUACUAUAUGCAGUUCAAAAGUUCUAAAUACUUUAAACGAAGAAAAAGACAACUCAAGUUUGUUUGAUAAAGGAAAUUCUGUGUAUUCCAUUUACAACCGAUCAGAUGUUGUAGACAGAGAAAAAAAUAUUCCAAACAUUUUUAUAACACCAGAAUUUAAUCAAUUGGAUGGUGUUUUGUACCCGCCGAGUAUAAUAAACAGAGAAAAAACCAUUCCCAAUAUAUUUAAUUUCAAUCCAUUUCAAGAGGACUCUACAAAUACUUUCAGUUAUACAGAUAAACUCAUCUAUCCUAAUUUAUUUACCUUGGACAAGAUAUAUUCAGGACCUUGUGGUUAUAAAAAUGAUAUCUGGGAAAAAUAUUGUAAUUAUACAAGUGUAUUUAGUCUAUCAGAUUUACAGCACACUGAUUGUGCACAACGUUUAGCAAUUAAUAAUUGGGGUAAUGAAAAAAAAGAAAAAAAAUGUGCAGAUGAUACAUUUUCACAUGAAUCUAAGGAGAUUUUUAUUGACUCUAAUAAUUUGGAAGUAAAUGAAUCAAAGACAAUUGAACAAUUUUCCAUCCCAGGAGAAGAAAAGAUAAGUUCUGCUCUAUGUUUUUGGUACAUUGCUACGGGAUUAAAUGUGAGAGAUCAUAACUUAAAAACAUAUUUCCCUCAAAGAGAAAUUAGUAGCAUAUGUAUCAUGCAAGAUAUUAAACUAAUGUUGAUCAAUAUGGGCACAACUUAUUUUAUUGUAGAUGAAGAAACACUUAUGUACAAACGAAAUGGAAACAUUAGUAUUAAUGGCUUAACACCAGAAAUGUUUGAAUCUGCCACUGAUCCAAUUUUGGAGUGUUCUAAUUUAUACAAAAUUAUCAGUAGCACAAUAGUCAAAUGGAAGAAAAUAUGUGACAAUAGUAUUAUUAAAGCUUUCAUAUUUUCAGUAUCUAAUAUAUUGGAUGAUUAUGAACGAUCAAUUUAUGCUGUAUCAAACGAAUCUUUGUUGUCACUUGUUGGUCGUUUAUCUGUUAUAACACCUCGCUUACAGUUGUUAGCAAAUAUAUGUUGUAUAAAAACACAGGAUUGCAUGGUCAUCCCAGAUAAUAUACCUUGUGGUAUACAAUUGUUGAACAAAAUUCAUGGUUAUUUGCUUGAAUAUCGAUUCCCGAAUGAUUUAUUUCUAAAGAUGUUGUUAUACAUUUUUGAAUCAUGCUGUUUAGCUUAUUUCAAAUUUUUAUCGAAUUGGGCAUUAAGAGGGGUGUUAAAUAAUGAAGAAGCUGGCAUGUUCAUUCAAGUAAAACCAGAUAUUGACGAUGAAGAUAUUGAUAGCCGUAUAAGUUGGAAUCGUUUUAUAAUAGAUGAGAGUGUAGAAGUUCCAUUGUUUUUAAAUAAAUACAAAAAUGAUAUUUUACAUUGUGGAAAAACUAUAAAUUUCUUCAAAAAAUUCAACGACUUAAAUGUGUUUUUACCUAAUUUAAUUUGUUGUUUCGAUGCUGUUGAUUCCCAGAAGGCUUAUAAACAAUUUUCAACUUAUUUCAAGUAUGACCCAGGUUUAAAAAAUGUAAAUUGUGUAAAAAGAAUGUCAAACUGCUAUUUAUAUGAAUCAAUUGUUGGAUCUGAUUGUUUAAAAGACAAUACUGAUAGCUAUCGUAAUACAACUGAUAAUAUAACCAAUGUUACAGACAUCAAAAUAUAUUCUAACGAUGAAAGUUAUGAAUUGUUUCAAAUACCUGAUUGGACUUUAGUUAAUAAUAUAUAUGACUUUAAUAAGCCUUAUGGAUUUUUUUUGGAUCAUAACGAUUCGUUAAUAUAUAAUAGCAACAUUUUUGAUGUUAUGAACAUGAUAGACUAUGUACCACAUUCAAUACUAAUACCUGCUCGCAUUCAAAAGAGUGUUUGUGAUAAGCAAAUAUUGAACAUGUACUUUUACCAAGAAAAACUAAUGGAACAUCUAUAUUACUUAUCUCAGUGCUUCUUUUUGAUGAAUUGGACGUUUUCAUCUAAACUGUGCCAGACACUAUUUGAUGGUAUUGUGACAAACAGACAACAACCAACUAACAUCUUCAAUCCGGUCAAGUUGAAAUCUAUUGUAGAUGAUGCUAUUCAAGAUAGUUUUCCAAGACAUGAACUACAUAAUUUGACAUUGGAGAUGACUUUUAUUCCAAGCCUAAAUGGAUUUAUUGACAUUUCAGAUGUGGAAUGUAUAGAAUUAAAUUAUUCACCUGAGUGGCCAAUGAACAUGAUUCUGUCAACCAAAAUAUUAUUGAAGUAUAGACGAAUUUUCUUGUUUGCCAAUAAAUUAGAAUUUGUGUCAUGGAGUUUGUUAAAAGCCAGGGAAAUAUUGAAUGUAUAUAAAAAUGAUACAGGAUUUCAGUUUAGAAAGAUUAAUCUUUUUAAACAUUGGAUGACUCAAUUUGUAUCAUCUAUUCAGCAGUAUUAUAAGCAAGUGGUAAUUAGCACAUGCUGGUCAGAAUUAAACGAAAACUUUGAAAAUGUAAAAAAUUAUGAUGAUUUAUUUACGUGUCACAAACAAUACAUGCAUAAAAUGAUAAAACGGUGUUUCAUGAUUGUUGGUCUCAAAGAUAAACUCAUUAUGUUGAACAAAAUAUACAUAGAAAUAUUAACUUAUUAUCAAGCAUUAGUGAGUGGUCAAUUUUACUUGAAAAAUACUGAAUGGUUACAUUCAGAGUUCAUCAGUAUGGAACAGUCUUUUUCUCGGUUUUUAAAGCUAAGAGAAAUGUUUUACAUGAGUGUAUUGAAAACUGUGCAAACGCAGGGAAAUCAUUAUGUUGAACAAUUGGAAAGUUUAAUUACGAUACUUGGACCGUUAAAUAAUAAUUUUAUAUGAGUAGUUAUGUUAAUAAGCAACACUUGUAGUUUAGUAUAUUUUCAAAUUGUUAUUAACUUAUCCAUAUUAAAUGUUGUUUUUUUAAUACAGUUAAUGUACUCAUAGUUUUCUAGCAAACAAGCUUCAAUUAAAAUGUUAUCUUUUACUGCAUACACAAAUAUGUUAUACUGAAGACUCACUACUAUAAUGUCAAUAUGUAAUUUAUUGUUAUUUUAAUACUAGUUUUUUGUUUUUUCACUGUAUCAUAAAAUUAUAUAUAUACAUAA
Messenger RNA from Myzus persicae (green peach aphid), 3602 nucleotides. RefSeq names its product gamma-tubulin complex component 6 (gene Grip163). The transcript has 18 exons. Gene Ontology annotation, cellular component: spindle pole; equatorial microtubule organizing center; gamma-tubulin complex. Bases 505 to 3336 code for a protein of 943 amino acids. Lineage: Eukaryota; Metazoa; Arthropoda; Insecta; Hemiptera; Aphididae. The record is from RefSeq and is a predicted model, not a curated record. Gene Ontology annotation, biological process: spindle assembly; cytoplasmic microtubule organization; mitotic cell cycle. Gene Ontology annotation, molecular function: microtubule minus-end binding; gamma-tubulin binding.